AUGAGCCGGCGAGAUGCCGUCCUCAAGUCUUCCGCCGCCGCAUUGGCAUCUGCCAGUUGGUUCCUUCCGACCACCGGGUCUUCCGCCGCUACCACCGAUAAGAAUUCAAUUCCCACAUGGACGUUGCGAGGCGGAGUCAAGAUGCCCGUGUUGGCGCUCAACACGGUGGGUCUCUCCGCAGAAGAUACCACCCGCGCUGUGGGGUUUGCACUUAAAGAAGGAAUCACCCAUGUGGACUUUCAUCCGGGUAAGGAACGCGAUGGGGUGGCCCAGUAUCUUGCCGAACAUAGUGCUGCCAGAUCAGAACUCUUUUUGAAUACCAAAAUUCGCAAACCUCCUCCGGGAACGUCCCCGGAAGACGCCGCCGAACGAGCACGUACUCAAAUCGCCGAGGACUUGACUGCCCUCGGCUUGUCCAGUGUCGACAUGCUCAUGCUACGGGACAGUCCCGACGCGGCCGUGUUACAGGCCCAGUGGGCCGUCAUGGAAGAAGCAUUGGCGAAUGGGCAAACGCGAUCCGUGGGUGUCAUCAACUAUUGUCCAUUUUCACUCAAUGCCAUUCUCGAAACGGCGCGCGUCAAACCGGCAUUGAACUAUCACCUGUUGCAUGUCGGCAUGGGGACGGAUCCCAGAGGGUUGGUCCGUUUUUGCAAUUCGCGGGGGAUUCGGACGUUUGCCUACGGCGCCGUCGGGGAACCGGGGCCCAAUGACGAACUGCUGAACUCGUCCACUCUACGGCGAAUCGCCGAGAAUCAUCACGUUUCUCCAGAAGCAGCCGCACUUCGAUGGGUCCUGCAAACUGGAGCCGCGUGUAGCGUCCGGCCAACACUCAACUUUGGAUUGGGCACGAGCCAGUGCACCGAGGAGAAUGGAUGUGAUGCGGGACUUCAGGCUAGGGCUGCCAGCUUUUCCUGGAAGCUUUCCGCAAAGGAAAUGGCAGAACUGAGUGCUUUGAAGAGCCCCAACGACAAUCCGACCUUAUUUUCUUCGGCUGGCUGUCCGGAUGCCUUUGUCAUGCCCAAGUAG
This is a messenger RNA of Seminavis robusta, 1026 nucleotides long. The record is from the annotation of a GenBank genome assembly. Lineage: Eukaryota; Bacillariophyta; Bacillariophyceae; Naviculales; Naviculaceae.